GUGCGUGUUGUCUCCAACCAUUUUGUUUUAGAGAAAAAAGAUUCUAUAAAGUAACAGACGCAACCAAAAUUCACAUUGCUGUUUAAUUAGAAUAACGUUUAGCUACUUUCUCCACUGACUAAAUUCCCAGAGUACAACGCAAUGGCACAAAACAUCAGCCCCGAACAGAGUGGUGGUGCUGGUGGCAGUAGCAAACACAACGAUGACUUGCUGCCUGUUAAAGACAAUCAUGCUGUGAGCAAAAGACUGCAUAAAGAACUCAUGAAUCUAAUGAUGGCGAACGAGAAGGGAAUUUCUGCAUUUCCCGAUGGUGAAAACAUCUUUAAAUGGGUCGGAACCAUUGCUGGCCCAAUCAACACGGUAUAUGCAAGCCAGACAUAUCGUCUGUCGCUCGACUUUCCUAACUCGUAUCCUUAUGCGGCGCCUGUGGUGAAAUUCCUGACGCCAUGCUUUCAUCCCAACGUUGAUCUCCAGGGCGCUAUUUGUCUGGAUAUACUCAAGGACAAGUGGUCAGCGCUGUACGAUGUACGCACCAUAUUGUUGUCAAUACAGUCACUGUUGGGCGAGCCAAAUAAUGAAAGUCCACUGAACGCGCAGGCCGCAAUGAUGUGGAAUGAUCAAAAGGAGUACAAAAAAUACCUCGACGCAUUUUAUGAGAAGCACAAGGACACCUAAAAACAAUAAAUGUAUUGAAAAAGAAGCAACUGGCGGCGGCCAUUUACACUCAUCCUAUGCUCAUAUUGCGGCGUAUUUAUUUACAGUUUGAUGGUGCCGCAAAGCAGCCGCACCUACAACAACACUCCAAUCAUCUCCCACAUCAAGAUUAGAUUAUGCUUUUUUGGCACAUGUGCAUUUCCCUUAAAUCUAAUUGAUAGGCGCUUUUUGAUUUUUUUUAAAUUAUUUUUCAACAAAUCAAUUAUAUAUUAUUUAAUGAUA
Messenger RNA from Drosophila busckii, 936 nucleotides. RefSeq names its product ubiquitin-conjugating enzyme E2 C (gene vih). The coding region runs from base 142 to 675 and encodes 177 amino acids. The transcript has 2 exons. NCBI's taxonomy places the organism in Eukaryota, Metazoa, Arthropoda, Insecta, Diptera, Drosophilidae. The record is from RefSeq and is a predicted model, not a curated record.